Durotheca rogersii is the source of this 1145-nucleotide messenger RNA. RefSeq lists its product as uncharacterized. The transcript is spliced from 2 exons. NCBI's taxonomy places the organism in Eukaryota, Fungi, Ascomycota, Sordariomycetes, Xylariales, Xylariaceae. Bases 1 to 984 code for a protein of 327 amino acids. The record is from RefSeq and is a predicted model, not a curated record.
AUGAAGGUCAGCAGUUUCGACGGCAGCGUCACCAAGGAGGGGUUGCAGUCCUUCAACGACUUCGCCGCUACGCUACGCCCCGGCGAGAGCAACCUCGGCAACGAAUGGGCGCAGGGGCAUAGCGGAGAGCAUACCAAGGCGAUGGGUCUGGUGUACCAGCUGGUCGGACAGCAAGCCACUCUCGAUCAGAUGCUUCGCUUCUGCGAUGCCGUCCUGUCGCAGAGGAACGAUCUGACCAAGUCACCGAUGGGCCAGCAUAAAGUCUGGACCGGAAGAAUCGACCCGGCAUGGCCAAACAACGUCACCGCGAACCCCAUCGUGACUGGCGGGGAGCAAGGGGAUCCGGUUGAGCACCUGGCCAACUGUGCCUACCUCAUCCUGAAGACGGGGAGCCUCCGUAGCCAAAAGGUUACCAUCGGUGACCCUCACCGAUACGGCGCCACCUAUAUGGACCGAGCCAAGACCUAUCUCCAGGAGGCGGAUUUUGCCAUAAGCAACCACAUCCUCAGCUCCUUGUUAGAUCUCUCAGGUGGGAACAAGAUGUACUUCGCCAAGGACUCGCCCUAUAUGGGUGGGAAGCCGGUUCCCUGGAACCAGCAGAUGAUGUUCAACUAUGCCUUCAUGAACCUGUGCGGCGCGCACAGGAUCCUCAAGGACAACCCUAAAUUGCUGGUCAAACCAGCGGGGGGGGGGGGGGGUUCGAACCACGGGUCGCUCGACGUCGCCGGCUUCUACCGCGCUUACAUCGACGGCAACUACGCUAUCACGGCCGACAGGAUGAAGCCGUUCGCCAACACUUUCGUCGACGUCAUGACGCUAGGGGAUAAGAAGUGGGCAGGGAGAGUGAACGGCGAGUCCGCCAGGGGCCAUGCUUCGUCUACCCUACACCGAGAGCGGUUAUCGGUACCCGCCUGUCAAUAUGUCCGUAUUAUCGAUUUGUCGUGUCUCACGACUCCGUCGAGGGUGGACAGCCUAGCUAUGUAGCUCCCUAUUCGAUAAGAAUAAAUAUCUUGCCCAAGAAGGUGUAUGGCCACAAUAUCAUUCCCCGUCCUGUAUCCCACGUGAGAGGUGAUGAGUCCCCCAUUUCCUGUAGGCCCUGCCACAUGGAGAGACAAUGCCCUUAUAAGAUUUUAGGUCCUGGCUGA